This is a messenger RNA of Sabethes cyaneus, 2073 nucleotides long. RefSeq names its product hemicentin-2. The coding region runs from base 1 to 2073 and encodes 690 amino acids. The transcript has 9 exons. Gene Ontology annotation, cellular component: axon; plasma membrane; neuronal cell body. NCBI's taxonomy places the organism in Eukaryota, Metazoa, Arthropoda, Insecta, Diptera, Culicidae. The record is from RefSeq and is a predicted model, not a curated record. Gene Ontology annotation, biological process: synapse organization; homophilic cell-cell adhesion. Gene Ontology annotation, molecular function: protein binding; axon guidance receptor activity.
AUGGCUUGUCUUGACAUUGAGAAAGCCUUCGACAAUGUGUGGCACGAUGGCCUCAUCCAUAAGCUGGUGCUAUACAACUUCCCCAACUACCUGGUGAAAAUUAUCCAGAGCUACUUACGGAAUCGUAGGAGUCAAGUUUGCGUCCUCGGCGAAUUGUCUGAUCCCUUCAAUGUGCCCGCAGGAGUGCCUCAGGGAAGCAUCCUAGGUCCAGUCCUUUAUAACCUGUUUACGUCGGACAUUCCAGAUCUACCCGGUGGAGGAGUAAUAUCUCUCUUUGCCGAUGAUACCGCCAUCCUGUAUGCUGGAAGGCAAAUCAAGCCCAUCGUUAAAAAACUGCAGGACGGAUUGAACUGUUUUGCAGAAUACCUUGCUAAAUGGAAAAUUCGUGUGAAUGCAGCGAAAACACAAACCAUUGUAUUCCCCCACCGGAAUAGCCAGCGUCUGGAACCUUCCACAUUGGUCCAGCUGAAUGGAGCAAGCAUCUCAUGGUCUACAGAUGUUCGCUACCUUGGGCUGACGUACGAUCGGAAACUGCUUUAUCGGCUGCACAUUGACCAGACUGUAGCUAGGAGCACCGUCCUACUGAAGAAGCUGUACCCCCUAAUAAACCGCAAGUCAAAACUGUCCGCCGUUAAUAAACUGGCGGUAUACAAACAAGUAGUCCGGCCAAUGCUGCUUUACGCCGCCCCAAUAUGGAGAGCGUGUGCCAAAACGCACCUGCUGAAGGUACAUCGAGUGCAGAACAAAUUCCUGAAGAUGAUCUUGAAUCUGCCACCCAGUACCAGAACAUCUGAGGUCCAACGCCUAGCUAGCAUAGAUAGCACCCUAGUGUUGCUAUGGCGACGGGGCACGAACGUACUGACGGCCUCGCAGCUAAUGGUUACCCGAGACGAACGGAUACGACUGGUCAACGGGUACAAUCUGGAAAUUUCUGAGCUAGAACCACAGGAUGCAGGCGACUACGUGUGUCAGAUCAGUGACAAGAUCAACAAAGACCAGGUGCACACCGUGGAAAUACUUGUUCCACCCAGUGUCCGGGCGAUACCACCUAGCGGGCAGCUGACAGCCCGAAAAGGUGGAGCAGUAACUCUAGAGUGCAAGGCAUCCGGCAAUCCGGUUCCAUCCAUUUACUGGACGAAGCGGAGUGGCGCUGGUAAGUCGGCGGCCAAAAUUGGCGAAGGACCAAUCCUGACCCUGGAGCGCGUGGAGCGGCAGCAGGCAGGAGUGUAUCAAUGUACGGCAGAUAAUAACGUUGGUGAUCCGGUCACGGUGGAUAUGCGACUCGAUGUGCUAUAUCCACCCGACAUCAGCGUGGACAAGUCCUGGAUCCACUCCGGCGAGGGCUUCGAGGCACAGCUCGAGUGCAUCGUUCAUGCCGAUCCGCAACCGACGGUUUCAUGGUAUCAAAACUCAUUUCCGAUUCAGCCGACCGACAGGCGGACCAUGUCAUCGAGAGGAAAUCGACACACGCUGACCAUCCGACACGUCCAGCAGGAAGACUUCGGCAACUAUAGCUGCGUUGCGGAUAACACCCUUGGUCGAUCGAAAAAAUACAUGGAAGUGUCAGGUCGUCCAGGACCAGCCGAGUUCGUGUCACCACCGUGGAGCCGCUCGCCCGACAGCUACAAUCUGACCUGGAAGGUGGAAAGCUAUCCGCCGCUGCUCGAGGUUCGUCUGCUUUAUCGGAAACUGAUGAUGAACGAAACAUUCCAACAACCUGGUCGAUGGCAUGAUGUCAUUUUGACACCUUCUCCACGACCAAUCUCGGAACCACUGACACACGUUAUGGCAUUUACUCUUCGCGGGUUGCUUCCCAGUUCGGUGUAUGAGUCCAUCGUACAAGCAAAGAAUCGCUAUGGAUGGAACGAGGUCAGCGACAUCUUCCAGUUUUACACACAGCGAAUAUCGUCCGACAUCCACUCGGAGGAAAUGCAAGUGGCCAGCUCCACCUCACGGAGUGGUGCCGCCACACUACAUCGGAUCCAGGCAGAAAGCAGUGUCAGCUGUCUGAUGAUGACGGCAACCGUCGUCUGCUGGCUGCUAGUGAGCUACAAUCUACAACGAAAUCUUUAA